Vitis vinifera (wine grape) is the source of this 996-nucleotide messenger RNA. Its product is annotated as auxin-induced protein 6B. Gene Ontology annotation, biological process: response to auxin. The transcript has a single exon. Lineage: Eukaryota; Viridiplantae; Streptophyta; Magnoliopsida; Vitales; Vitaceae. The record is from RefSeq and is a predicted model, not a curated record. The coding region runs from base 70 to 495 and encodes 141 amino acids.
CAACAGUACACCACCUCUCACUCUCUCUCUAUAGUCUAUACUUUCCGGCUCUACGUAUCUCGCCGGAAAAUGCAGCCGGUCGGGAGCAGCGACAAGAUCCGGCACAUUGUGAGGAUCCGGAAAAUGCUCCGUCGCUGGCGAAGGAAGGCUGCAUCGUCAGGUGGUCGCAUUAGGGUCCCGUCAGACGUCCCAGCCGGCCACGUGGCGAUCUGCGUGGGGAGCGGGUGCAGGAGGUUCAUUGUGCGCGCGUCGUACCUGAACCACCCCGUCUUCAAGGCGCUGUUCCUUGAAGCCGAGGAGGAGUACGGCUUCGCUAACCACGGCCCGCUCGCGAUUCCCUGCGACGAGUCGGUGUUCGAGGAGGUCCUCCGAGUGGUGUCCAGGUCCGAGUCGAGCCACCCGCCGCGACUCACCAUCGGUGACGACUUCCAGAGACGCUGCCACGUGGAGUCUCGGCCGUUGCUCCACGGUUUUGCCGAGAAAUCUAUAUGUUAAUCAACCAGUGAGUCGUUCCGACCGAGUGUAUUAAAAUUUCGUGUGUGGGUUUGCAUAAUGGGGUUGAAAACAAGUGGGUUAACGUGCGCAUGGGGCUCACAAUUCCUCUUCUAAACCUUGGCCGGCCAUUGAGUCAAGGGCUCUCUUGUAUAUAUUCUAAAAAGCUUAGGGUAUCGAGGCGUGUGAGGAGAGAUAAGAGGAAGUGAAGAGACCGCCAUGUCUGCAACUAAUAUACGCAUCGAAGCUCUCUAUGAAACAUUCUAAGCAACGGUAUAUUAAUUUUUCAUUUUUCUUUUUUCUGAAAAUAAAAAAAUAAAAAAAUUGGAAUGCAUGAGUUGAAAGUAGUUGUAUGUUUUGAUUUAGUAAAGUAGGUAGUAGCAUUGUUUGAGAUGAUUCCAAAUGUGGACUCCCCACGUACGUCUAAAGAAGAUUCCCUAUCACUUUUUGUUGUUUGUAAUUUUCUUUUCUUAUCAAAGUUAAUACAUAUAUUUGGCUUUUCUA